Messenger RNA from Exserohilum turcica Et28A, 3513 nucleotides. RefSeq lists its product as uncharacterized. Lineage: Eukaryota; Fungi; Ascomycota; Dothideomycetes; Pleosporales; Pleosporaceae. Gene Ontology annotation, cellular component: nucleus; ubiquitin ligase complex; cytoplasm. The record is from RefSeq and is a predicted model, not a curated record. Gene Ontology annotation, molecular function: ubiquitin-ubiquitin ligase activity. The transcript is spliced from 2 exons. The coding region runs from base 1 to 3255 and encodes 1084 amino acids. Gene Ontology annotation, biological process: protein polyubiquitination.
AUGGCCGACCAAGACGCCCAACAACAUGCCCAACAAAACCACCACGAGAGCGCCAUGCCCGAUGCUGCCCCGCCGCCUGCCCCCGCCCCCGAUGCCAUGUCAGAUGCUGAUAAAAUCCGUGCAAAGCGCCUUGCAAAGCUCGGCGGCCCUCCACAGCAACCCCAACCAGCCCCCGCUGCUGCCUCGUCGGCCGCCCCGCCCCCCAAGCCCGCGCAAUCUCAGCCGCCGCCGCCGCCGCCGACGCCCCAGACCCAGCCAAACCCCUUCGCACAGCUCGGCGUCAAGACCACUGACGCGCCCAAGAAGCAAAUCACCAUCAAGCCCGCACAAUCUUCCAGCAAUGGCGCUGCCCAGAAGACGCAGGAAAUGAGCAUAGAGGCAUGGCAGGACCGCACCCUCAGCAACAUCUUCAGGAUAACGGUCGACGAGACCCACUCGCGAGACGCCCAUGGCAACUCCCUCUACCAUGUCGCCGGCGCAAAGAGUGAUCUCGAAGACGAGGGCCGCCCGCUCCGCUUCACCACAGACAUGCUGGAUUCGGUCAUAUUAGAGGCGGCCUCCAGCCACGCCCACGGCACCGCAGUCGACUAUCUCCUAAGCUGCUGGAAGCGUGUGACGAGAGUGUUGAAGACCUUGGCCAACAAGACGGGCCCGAGAUUUGACGUGGUCAAGGAAGCGCGCCGGCUGUGCUUCAGCUACUGCAUAUUCGCCUUUACCAUGCCAGACAUGUUCGGCGAAGAUGCGCCCGCAGACAAUGUCCUCGCAGACCGCUUGCUUCUUGGGCCCGACGACGAACGCGGCAUCUGCUACGAGUUCCUCACCGAGGCGAGCCAGCGCAUAGCCGAAGACGAUUCUAUCGCGGAAGCCCUCGUGGGCGCCAUGGAAGAUGUGAGCCGUCGCCUUGCCACAAUCUCCAUGAACGGAGACUACAGACAGCACAUGCUCAUCUUGCGGAUAUGCGUUCGUUUCCCCCCUCUGGUCACGGCCCUUGCCCAGUCCGACUCCUUCUUGCCCGCCGACAUUGAGCCUCAGCACAUUGAAACCCACAGCUUCCUGGGUCCCUUCUUCCGUCUCUCGCCGAUGCAGGCCGAGGUGGCCAUGAACUACUUUUCCGGAUCGGCGGCUAUUGACAAGGGCCUCAUUGCGAAUGCUCAGCGGGCGGUCCGCAUGACCCUGCAGACGCAUCAAGACGAGUUGUUUGACAUUACCAAUACCUUUAUCAAGAACAAGGAGUCUCGCGAAAAGAUGCUCAACUGGCUGGCCCUCACCGUCAACAAGAACCACAAGAGGCGUGCUUUGCAAGUCGACAGAAAGACCGUCUCCUCUGACGGCUUCAUGGUCAAUGUCACCGUCAUUCUCGAUCGCCUCUGUGAGCCUUUUAUGGACGCAACCUUUUCCAAGAUUGACCGCAUUGACAUUGACUACCUGCGGCGGUCGCCUCGUAUUGACAUACAGGAUGAGACUAAGAUCAACGCCGACCAAAAAACUUCGGACGAAUUCUACAGUACCCAGGUGCCUGGCGUCAACAACUUCAUUAGCGAGGUUUUCUUCCUAACCGUCGCUGCCCACCACUAUGGUCUCGAGGCCGCAAACUCCACGUUGAGCUCGCUGCAAAAGGACGUUAAGUGGCUGGAGAAGGAGCUGGCCAAGCUGGAGCCCGAACGACCAAAGUACAUGGCAAGCCCCGCCCAGCUUGCUGUCUUUGACAACCACAUCAAGAAGGUCAAGGACCAAAUCGAGCGAGGCAAGUGCAGCAUUCUGGCCAUUCAGGGUGUUCUGCUCGACGAGACGACACAGGCUCGGUCUAUGCAACUGAUGCGAUAUGUCAUCGUUUGGCUGCUACGUCUUGCCAACCCUGGGACUUCGUUUCCCAAGACGGAGCUGCAGCUGCCCCUUCCCAAGGAGCAGCCAGUGCAGUUCAAGUGCCUCCCAGAGUACUUUGUCGAGGACAUUGUCGGCAACUUCAAGUUCAUUACCCGUUACAUGCCUCACAUCAUCACCACCACUCAAUGCGAGGAGCUGGUCAAGAUCUGCAUUGCCUUUUUGCGAAGCUCCGAAUACAUCAAGAACCCAUACCUCAAGUCCGGACUCAUCACGAUUCUCUUCCAUGGCGUGUGGCCGAUUCCUGGGAGAUCCAAGGGUGUGCUUGGAGACACGUUGUUUGCGCACGACUUUGCCAUGAAACACCUGCUACACGCGCUCAUGAAGUUUUACAUCGAGUGCGAGAGCACAGGAACACAUACGCAGUUCUUUGACAAGUUCAACAUUCGCUACGAGAUUUUCCAAGUCAUCAAGUGCAUCUGGCCCAAUCCCAUCUAUCGCGAGCAUCUCGCCACAGAGGCCCGCGUCAACCUCGACUUCUUCGUCCAGUUUGUCAACUUGCUUCUCAACGAUGUAACGUUUGUCUUGGACGAGUCAUUUGGAGCCUUCAAGGAGAUUCACGACCUUUCACGAGAGCUCAAGAAUGCGCCAGCCGACAUGGAUCAGACUGCGCGCCAAGAGCAAGAAGAGAAGCUGUCGUCUGCACAGGGCAGAGCAAAGAGCUACAUGCAGCUGACAAAUGAGACUGUUGCCAUGUUGAAGCUCUUCACCGAGACACUCGCAGACUCGUUUACCAAGAAGGAAAUCGUCGUGCGACUGGCACACAUGCUCGACUACAACCUCGAGGCGCUCGUGGGUCCCAAGAAGUCGCAGCUCAAGGUUGAAAAUCCCGAGGAAUAUGGCUGGAAUCCUCGCAAUAUGCUUGCAGAGCUUACCGAUGUCUACCUCAACCUAGAGGGCAAGCAGUCGUUUAUUGAUGCCGUUGCAACAGACGGGCGGUCCUAUCGCCCAGAGUACUGGGAUGAGGCCUACAAGAUCCUGCAGCGCUUCAAGCUCAAGACACCCGAGCAAAUGGAGCAGUGGCAGAAGAUGGCUGUACAUAUCCAAGAGGCCAAAGACCAAGCCGACAUGAUGGAAGCCGAUCUUGGCGACAUUCCCGAGGAAUUCGAGGACCCGCUCAUGGCAUCGCUCAUGGAAGAUCCAGUCAUUCUACCCAUCAGCAAGCAGGUUGUUGAUCGAAGCACAAUCCAGUCGCAUCUUCUCAGCGACCCACACGAUCCGUUUAACCGGACGCCACUCAAGAUUGAGGACGUGAUUCCCAACGAUGAGCUGCGACAGAAGAUUCAGGACUGGAAGCAGGACCGCCUCGCCCAGAAAAUGGCUGAGCGCGCCGCCGCCGCCGCCGCUGGAGAAGCCAUGGAUACUUCAUCUUGAUAGGGGUGGAGUUUUCUUUUUUUUCUUGUACGAAGAAAUGUGAAUGAUUGACGGUAGUCAUGUUACGGCUUUUUGGUCAUUUUUGGAAGGCGUUUACCAAGGCUUGCCUGCAUGUGCUUAUAUAGACCUUGUGGCUAAGGAGGGUGGUGGGGGUUUGAGGGGGCUUCCUUCUUUAUACUUGCCGUCUGCCAGGUAGCAGCAGCAGCAUCUAUUUCAUCAUGCAUACAUGCAUGCAUGCCAGCAUGAGCUGGAAGAGGC